GCUUUUUUAGAAGUUUCAAACGCGGAAGUUUUUUAGGACCGACAAGACUCGCUUUGCCACAGCCUCUAUGGACUGCGGGUAGGUCGGCAGCCCUGUUUCGCGUCCCCCCUCCAGAGAGCCGUGACCAAAGUGAUCCCAAGAAACACGCCCGAAUACACCGAAUCCGUUCAGGGCAUCGCAGCGUGCGGGACUUCGGGAAACCAACCGACCGACCCCCCGAUGGCGACCGCCGACGGACCGACGUACCCGCGGGUGGGAGCCGGGCUCGGGGAAAGCCUGUCGCUCCACGACGGCACGGAGAAGCUGAACUCCUCCGCCGUCAACCGCAUCCUGAUGGAGUUCCUGGUGUACUUCGGCAGGGCCAUCUUCGUCCUCUACCCCGUGUAUCUGACCGGGUACCUGGGCCUCAGCGUCAGCUGGGUGCUGCUCUGCAUGGCGAUGGCCACCUGGUGGAAGAAAAAUCGCCAGAGGAAAGACGCCCGCAUCGGAACCGCCAUCGACUUCGUGAACAACGAGACCCGCGUGGUGAACCAGGAGCUGCAGAGUGCCCUGCAAAUGGCAACGUGGGUCCACUUUCCUGAUGUUGAGAAAGUUGACUGGGUUAACAAGGUGUUGCAGCAGGCCUGGCCUUUCUUUGGGAUGUACAUGGAGAAGCUCCUCAAGGAAAACAUCCAGCCGGCCAUCAGGCUCUCCAGCCCCGCGCUCAAGAUGUUCACUUUCACCAAGGUCCACUUCGGGCACAUACCUCUCCGGAUCACCGGGAUGAAAGCAUACACGGAUGAAGUGGAUCACAGGGAGGUGGUUCUGGACCUGAACAUAUGUUACGACGGUGACGUGGAUAUCGACGCGGAGGUGAAGCCGCCAAUCACAGCUGGCGUCAAGGGACUUCAGCUCAAGGGAAUGAUACGAGUCAUUCUGGAGCCUCUUAUUGGUCAAGCACCACUGGUGGGAGGAGUGACCUUCUUUUUCAUCCGCCGGCCUACCCUACAAAUCAACUGGACUGGCAUGACCAACCUCUUGGACAGCCCUGCCUUCAGCUCGCUGUCUGAGGAGACCAUCAUGGACAUCAUUGCCUCGCUCAUGGUGUUGCCCAACCGCAUGUGUGUGCCCCUCAUAGACCAGGUCAAAGUGGACGAGAUGCGGUUCCCACUACCUCGAGGUGUGGUGAGGGUCCACCUGCUGGAGGCCAGAGACCUGUUGGCGAAGGACACGUUCAUGAUGGGUUUAGUGAAGGGCAAAUCGGACCCCUAUGCAACACUCCGAGUGGGCAACCGGCAUUUCAAAAGCAAGAUCGUCAAAGAGAACUUGCACCCCAAGUGGAACGAAGUGUAUGAGUUCGUGGUCCAUGAAGCCCCGGGGCAAGAGUUGGAGAUGGAGGUCUACGACGAAGACACGGAUAAAGACGACCUCCUCGGAACGUUUAACCUUGAUUUGGGAGAAGUGAAGAGGGAUAUAGAAAUGGACCAGUGGUUUCCUCUGGAAGGAGUCCAGAAUGGCGAGGUCCAUCUCAGGCUACAGUGGUUUUCCCUCAAGACCGACCCCAGCCUGCUGAUGAAGUCUGCAAACGGCCUUGCCUGUGCUAUGCUUGCAGUUUAUCUGGACAAUGCCUCAAACCUACCAAAAGACCACAGCGAGAUCGCCGAGCAUCAGAAACAUGGGAAGCCUUUAAAGGAAGCUCGGCUCACUAAAAAGAAAACCGCCGGCCCAGAUUCCUUUGUGGAAUUUUCUGUUGAUAAAGAUGUUCAGAAAAGCAAGGUUGCGUUUGCAUCCAAAGACCCGGUGUGGGAGCAGGGCUUCACCUUCUUUGUGCAUAAUGUCCAAACGCAGCAGCUCUUGGUUCAGGUCAAAGUGAAUGAGAAGAAGACUGAGCUUGGUGUUCUCCGCUUGCCCCUGAGUCGCCUCCUCACCACCUCCGACAUGACCCUAGACCAGCGCUUCCAGCUGGAGCGCUCCGGAGUGAACAGCCAAAUCAAGCUAAAAGCCACUCUCCGGAUUCUUUCUAUUGAAAAGCCUCCGCCCAAGAUUAUUCUCAAACCUCCUCCAGAAGACAAACAACAAGGGCCGCAGACUAACCAAGGAGGCAACGCCCCUGCAUCCACUCCCUCUGCCAAUACGUCCUCCUCUCCAGCGAUUUCCUCCAACACCGGCCUCGCGGCCUGGGGUGAUAACCAGAAUGGCUCCGACGAAACAUGGCAGUCGCCUUCCUCCCUGUCGCACAUGCGUCGGUAUGACUCCCAGAGCCUGCUGUCGGAGAACUCCAUCGCGUCGUCCCGCUUCGACCUUUCAGAUGGGGCCUCGUUUCCAGAGGUCAUUAGGAACCAUCAGGGUUCUUUUGGGGAGAUCCAGCUGUCUGUACGCUAUGCCACCCUGAGGAACAAACUCAUCGUCAUGGUUAACUCCUGCAGGAACAUAUUCCGCUUCAGCGAGAAUGGCACAGACUCUUAUGUCCGCCUGUAUUUUCUCCCUGACCAAACCUGGAUACAUCGCAAGAGGACACAUGUCAAGAAGAGGACAGUUGAUCCUGUCUUCAAUCACAAGUUUGAAUUUGAUGUGUCACUUCAAGAAGCACAAACCAGAAAGUUGGAUGUGGCGGUCAAAAAUGGAAAAAUGUUCCAUUCACGGGACAGAAAGGACAUUGGCAUGGUGAUGGUUGAUCUUUCACAGUUGGAUAUCGUCAAAGGGGUCACAGAAUGGUAUGAGCUCACACUGCCUGGGCUGAAGAAAUUGAUCUAGCGGGUAGAGCCGUACAACUCCUGCAGCUCCUCAGCCACAACGAGGCCAAAAGGCCUGGUGUAUGGCGCGAGGGUGGCAUAUUCCUUUUUUUUCUUAACACCGUGGACCGGAGUUGGUUUUCCAAAUGCUUCACUACACCCAUCUCAGAUACUGGACAUUUUUUCUGCUGUAUGCUCACAAGCACAUAUUGUAAUAUUCCACUUGGAGUGGUUAAGUGCAUCGAGGACAACGUACAGAUAUAAAAAAUAAAUACAAAAAUUCUGCUCUGAAUGAUCUGGAACAGAGCUGACAUAGAACUGCAUGUAAGACUUUUAAACACUUUGUUAUCCCAGAUAAUUUGAGCAUUAGCAGGGUUCCAAUUUUCAGCCAGUUUAGUAGCUUAUUUAGGUUGACAAGCAGAAACCAAUGGUCCUGAAUAAUGAGGCUAUUUGCUAUUAAGCAUUCCCUUUCAUUGUAUGUAAAUAGAAUGUAAUUCACCAGAACAUGUUGGUAUUUAUACUCUAUCAAGAAACAAGAUCAUUUCUUUAAUUAUUAUUAGUUUUGCGAGCGUGUUGUUUUUUUCUAGUUGAUCUGAGCCAAAGUUCUUUUUAUAUUUGAGUGUAAAUACUUGUAUUGAUAGUUUUAUGUAAUAUUUUAUAGUAGGGGAAAUAAUUGAAAAAGCAAGUGUGUUUUGCUGCAGCAAUUCAGGAGUCAUUGCAUAUUGAGGAAGGGUUACAUGCUUUACAUAUACUGUACAUAUUCACAGCUGGAAGAAGCCAAAUACAACGUGUGGCAGCUUCGCAGUUCUACUGAAGAGGUCAGUUCAUUAGAAGGGAAAUGGCCUCGAAGCAAGGCACAUGAGAAACAAUGUUCUUUCAUCAAGGGUACCAUGACCAUUGUUACUGAAGGAGUAUGUCUUUUACACCUAACCCUUAGAUUUACCACCUGGUAUUUUAGUGAUCUUUAUAUUUAAAAUUACUGUUACACUCUCAAACUUGACAGCUUUCUGCAUUUAUGUAGAAUUUCUUCAAAAGACAUGCCAAUUCAUUAAGACACAUUUCACCAGAAUUAGUGACCGCUGCCAUCACAAUAUAUUUUGUAGGCCUAUAUCUAGAUUUGUCGUAUAUAUUUGUGGUAGUCAUCUAAGCUAUACAUUUUGUUGACCCCUAAUUGCACAAAAUUGAGCCACUAGUGGUGAGCUGCUUAUCUGUUUUAAAUUAUUCAGUUGCUGGAGAAUUAAUGGAAAGUGUUCAGGGUCUGUUGUUGUUGUUGUUGAAUUGACACUGUGACUAUGCCAUUGGUUUUCAGCCAGCAUUUUGAUGGUAAAUAAACAUCUUCAAGAAAA
Messenger RNA from Cyclopterus lumpus (lumpfish), 4057 nucleotides. It is a transcript of the gene esyt3, whose product is annotated as extended synaptotagmin-like protein 3. The record is from RefSeq and is a predicted model, not a curated record. Gene Ontology annotation, biological process: lipid transport. The coding region runs from base 220 to 2733 and encodes 837 amino acids. Lineage: Eukaryota; Metazoa; Chordata; Actinopteri; Perciformes; Cyclopteridae. The transcript is spliced from 23 exons. Gene Ontology annotation, molecular function: lipid binding.